This is a messenger RNA of Bufo gargarizans (Asiatic toad), 3633 nucleotides long. It is a transcript of the gene CTBP2, whose product is annotated as C-terminal binding protein 2. Gene Ontology annotation, molecular function: NAD binding; oxidoreductase activity, acting on the CH-OH group of donors, NAD or NADP as acceptor; transcription corepressor activity. NCBI's taxonomy places the organism in Eukaryota, Metazoa, Chordata, Amphibia, Anura, Bufonidae. The transcript is spliced from 10 exons. The record is from RefSeq and is a predicted model, not a curated record. The coding region runs from base 43 to 2967 and encodes 974 amino acids.
CUAGCACGGUGUCUAAGCUCAGAGGUUUUUUUUUUUUUUCCAAUGCCGGUUCCAAGCAAGCAGACAAACAUCAGCCGUUCUCGUAGCUGGGAUGCUGCAGGUUGGUAUGAAGGCAGCUGGGAGGGAGACGUCUCGUCAGGAUAUCACAGAGCAGCCGGCAUAAACAAUUCUCUGACCUACAACGGAGAGGAAGCUUUUUACAAGCUGCCAAGCAGCAGAUCCCGCGAUAUUAUCGUGCCAGGCAGCUCGGAGAUAAAGACGGACGUCUGUUCCUACCCGGACGCAGAUAUCCGAGGUCAGCAAGGUCACUUAGUGCGUCAAGACCGCAGGCCAGCGAGGAAUAACUCGGUACCUGACUUCAGCUAUCCCUACCAGAGACAAGUGGCGAUGUCUGGGCGUGGAUCCGUGCAAACUCACGAUUAUUAUAAUGAGCCUUCUUUGCCGGGCAGAUCCCUGGAGGAUCCUCGUUAUUAUAGAGACCCAAUGCUUAACCGUGCAGGACAGGCUUAUGGGCCCCCAACCAGCCGGACAGCCUGGGAUCAGGCUCCUGCGCGUCCCUAUCACCCACAAGAAGUGGGUCGCCUGUACAGAGAUCCUGCGGGAAGAGUCAUGACUGAGGGACAGCGUUCAAGGAGUCGGGAUUCUUCCCCUGCCAGAUACGCCAUAGAAACUUCCAACCCCAGGUAUGGCUCAGAGGCUUCUACCUUCCCCAGUAGACAGCUUUAUAAUGAGAUGAUGGAAAGAUCCAUUGAUCCCUCAACAGGGAGGCAGGCGGCUCCUACCUGCCUUGUGGUGGAGCCCAAUGAAUCUGCUGCUAUGGACGGCACACUGGGGACUUCGUCUAUUCCAGCAAAUCGUGGUUAUCAUGGCUCAGCGAGGGAGAACGUUGGUGCAAAGAUGGCUUAUGACACCUAUGAUAACUCCGUAGCACCGUCUCAUGUCCAGCUUCCCAUGUCGCUCUCUGGAUCUGAACUGAAGAGGACGGUGGACAUGGAGUUCCUCGCCGUCCUUCGAAACGAAGGCCUUUCUGAAAGCACUAUUAGCGCAUUAAUACAGCAAGGGUUCGACACGCCCAGUUCAUUGGCUGUUAUGGAAGAGCACGACCUUAAAUCAGUGGCUGCUAAUCUUGGCCAGGCAAGAUUGCUUUUAGGACUUAUCAAGAGCUACAGGACGGAUCUGCAGAUGCUAAGACAAGACCAACACAAAAGCAACUCUCUGAGAUCCCGAGCUCGCUCCAACAGCUUCAGCCAUCGCGGUGAUCUCAUGCGCGGCGAUUUCAAUGCGCAGUCGCUUAACAGUCCUAUGAUGGACGGAGCUCUGAACCAACCACAUUCCUUGUCUCUGCAGCCAGUUUCGCCACGAAUGGCUGAACUAAACCGCCGGCCGUCUAGUGCUCCAUCUCAGCACCUGCUGGAAACUGCCAGCUACCCAACUUGUGGAAUGGCUGUCCAAAAUCCACAGUUCAUGCAAACAGCAGCGUACUCUGUUCCUGUGCAGCCUCGACCUGCUUCUGCCUACCCUGCUCAGUCCGGCAUCCCUAUGACUGUCGUACAUACUAACGUCAACACUGGGCCAAAGACUGCUUACCCUACAAGCUACACUGUACCCAUGGAGCUGAUGAAAAGGGAGCGCCUCCCACCCUCCUCUCCGGUGCACAGCCCACACUGCAGCCCACAACUGCUACGCAAACAGGGGAGCCAUCUGGAGACCUCAGUGAGCUUGCCACCCCCCAAUAUAGCCAGUCAGUCCUCUCUCCACUCACCUUACCAGAAAGCAAGCAGGCGGACCGGACCACCCAUCAUUGUCUCCACCAUGGCGUCUCCAGAGCCAAGUAUGAGGCCCCAGACAGUGAACGGUCCGAUGCACCCUCGCCCGCUCAUAGCGCUGUUGGAUGGAAGGGACUGCACAGUGGAGAUGCCCAUCCUAAAAGAUUUGGCGACUGUGGCAUUUUGUGACGCCCAAUCUACACAGGAGAUCCAUGAAAAGGUUCUGAAUGAAGCGGUGGGAGCCAUGAUGUAUCACACUAUCACACUGACCCGAGAGGACUUGGAGAAGUUUAAGUCUCUUCGGGUCAUAGUGCGGAUAGGCAGCGGUUAUGACAACAUUGACAUCAAGGCCGCCGGAGAUCUGGGAGUGGCAGUGUGUAAUAUCCCUUCUGCAGCCGUGGAGGAGACGGCCGAUUCCACCAUCUGCCAUAUUCUGAAUCUGUAUCGGAGGAACACCUGGCUGUAUCAGGCGCUGCGGGAGGGGACACGGGUACACAGUGUGGAACAGAUAAGAGAGGUGGCAUCUGGGGCAGCUCGUGUUCGUGGAGAGACUCUAGGCUUGAUAGGAUUUGGUCGUGUAGGACAAGCAGUGGCUGUGAGGGCCAAGGUGUUUGGCUUCAAUAUUAUCUUUUAUGACCCAUACCUGCAGGACGGGACGGAGCGCUCGCUGGGCGUGCAGAGGGUGUACACACUGCAGGACUUGCUUUACCAAAGCGACUGUGUGUCUCUGCACUGCAACCUGAAUGAACACAACCACCACCUCAUCAACGACUUCACAAUCAAGCAGAUGAGGCAGGGUGCUUUCCUGGUGAAUACAGCACGUGGAGGUUUAGUAGAUGAAAAGUCUUUGGCUCAGGCUCUAAAGGAAGGCAGAAUCAAAGGAGCAGCUCUAGAUGUGCACGAGUCCGAACCUUUUAUGUACGCUCAGGGUCCACUAAAGGAUGUCCCCAAUCUGAUCUGCACCCCGCAUACAGCAUGGUACAGUGAGCAGGCAUCCCUGGAGAUGAGAGAAGCUGCGGCUACGGAAAUGCGCAGGGCUGUCACAGGUCGAGUUCCAGAUAGCCUCAGAAACUGUGUGAACAAAGAAUUUUUAGUGGCAACACAGUGGCCUACACUUGACCAAACGGGGACCAACAUGGAUCUGAAUGGUACCACUUACAGAUCCGGGUGUGUGCAGCCUCUCCAGGGAGAGAAGCGCUGAUCGCUGCUUCCAAUAUGUCCCUUAUUGGCUCCAGCCAGCAGGAAUAACUCACCCUCAUCAUCCCUCAGUGCCCAUACCGUUCUGCAGCCUCGCUCACACAAGGGCUGCGCUGCAUUUAGCAAUAUAAAGCGGCUCUGGCGAUCGCACAGACCAUUGACUGAAAAAAAAAAAAAUGUUUAAAAAAAAAAAAAGGAAAGGACUGUAUCGCAACUUGGGACAAAGGUGCAGCUAACAACACGGUGAUCAGGUAAAGAACCAGCCGCCAGCACGCCCACAACCUACUGAGAAGCAGACACGACAGGGUACAGGAGCGAGCUCAUCAUCCAUUCCACAAUCCAUAGUACAACCUGUGGAGGGAUGAAGGGUUGGAUACAGGAACCGACCCCGCCUGGAAGGGAUCAAUUCGUGUGAUGUUUGUCUCUCGUCUGUCCUUAUGCUCCACUGGCUCAGGAAAUCUCAUAAGUCUAUCGUCUACAUACAAAGAGACUCUACUUUGUUAUUCUGAAUUCCACUUUUUUUCUUCCCAUUGUACCUUUAGGCCCUCCUAGAAUGACUCUAGUAUUCCACUUCAUACUGUGUGCUCUGAUUUUGACAUGGACUACGAAUUCAGGCGAUGGGACAGACAUGGCCCGCUCACUUUGAAGUAAAAUAAAAAUUUUAACAGAU